Nilaparvata lugens (brown planthopper) is the source of this 99-nucleotide messenger RNA. The record is from the annotation of a RefSeq genome assembly. Lineage: Eukaryota; Metazoa; Arthropoda; Insecta; Hemiptera; Delphacidae.
AUUCCACAAAUGUCCCCAUGUAGAUGAAUAUCAAUCUUAUUUAUAACUAAUCUAACACUUAAAUUAAUUAAAAUAAACUUAUUUUUUGAAAAAAAAUAA